Messenger RNA from Fraxinus pennsylvanica, 603 nucleotides. The record is from the annotation of a GenBank genome assembly. Lineage: Eukaryota; Viridiplantae; Streptophyta; Magnoliopsida; Lamiales; Oleaceae.
AUGGCCUCCAGCGGAAACAAGAACAUCAACGCCAAGCUGGUGCUUCUUGGAGAUGUUGGAGCUGGAAAAUCAAGUGUAGUGUUGCGCUUUGUAAAAGGGCAGUUUGUUGAAUUUCAGGAAUCAACAAUUGGUGCUGCCUUUUUCUCACAAACAGUUGCUGUAAAUGACGCAACUGUAAAAUUUGAGAUAUGGGACACGGCUGGUCAGGAGAGAUACCACAGCUUAGCUCCAAUGUACUAUAGAGGAGCUGCGGCCGCCAUUAUUGUAUAUGACAUUACAAAUCAAGCAUCCUUUGAUCGGGCAAAAAAAUGGGUGCAGGAGCUUCAAGCACAAGGUAAUCCAAAUAUGGUUAUGGCUCUUGCUGGGAAUAAGGCUGAUUUGUUAGAUGCAAGAAAGGUCGCAACGGAGGCAACACAAGCAUAUGCACAGGAGAGUGGCCUUUUCUUCAUGGAAACCUCUGCAAAGACAGCUACUAAUAUCAAUGAACUAUUUUACGAAAUAGCCAAGAGACUGCCUCGUUUGCAGCCGGUCCCAAACCCGUCGGGCAUGGUUUUCAUGGAUAGACCAGCAGAGAGGGCUGCUAGUGCUUCUUGUUGCUCUUGA